Molecule: messenger RNA, 1557 nt
Organism: Stylophora pistillata
Lineage: Eukaryota; Metazoa; Cnidaria; Anthozoa; Scleractinia; Pocilloporidae
Product: lysophospholipase-like protein 1
Biological process (GO): protein depalmitoylation
Cellular component (GO): cytoplasm
Molecular function (GO): palmitoyl-(protein) hydrolase activity; carboxylic ester hydrolase activity
Source: RefSeq, a predicted model, not a curated record
CCUGGCUAAAAAUUAAGCGUCAUGAAGCAUCAUGGCGGUUGAGAAGUUAAGGUGCGUGACUUCCCUCGAAAAAUUUCAACAAAUUGGGUCUUUAUUUUUCCUCCAUGAUCAAGGAGACACAGCAGAGAGUUCUAGAAGUCUUCUAAAAGGUAUUUUUAACAAAGAGUUUGAGUUUGACCAUAUUCGAGUAAUUUAUCCGCAAGCCCCAGACAUUAUUUACCAAGUCGCUCAUGGCGGACUUAAACCAGGGCUUUGGUAUGAGCGGAACACUUCAAGUCCCACUGCUAUGGAGAGGAUGGACUCCAUUGAUCAUUCCUGCAGUUUGAUUUGCCACUUAAUUGAUCAAGAGAAAGCUCGUGGAAUUCCAAUCGAUAGGAUCGUCAUCGGUGGAUUUGGUAUGGGAGGGAAUCUUGCCAUGCAUGUUGGGUUCAGGUAUCUAACGGACAUUGUCGGUGUUUUUGCUCAUUCUUCCAUCUUCUCGACGCGGUCGACUGUGUUUGAGACAAUACGAAAAGACAGAGAGCUCAACAAGGACAAGAAGUUCCCCGCAUUGUUUAUGUGGAAUGGAAGGAAAGACAAAAACUGGUUGAGAUGGGCUGCACACCCUGCGGAGAGUUAUAUGGACUUGAAAAUAAAAACAGAUUUCCAUGUGAAUUUCGCAAUGCAAGGACAUGAAAUUAUAUCAGACGAAAUGUUUUACUUAAGGAAAUGGGUCGAACGAAUAAUUCCUAGUCCUGACAAAAAUACCAAAGAUCAAUAAAGUAUAAAAAUGGGUGCAGUUAUUUUUCAUUUGGGUAACUGAUCAGUUUCACAAGUUGAUUUGAUUUGAUAUUCAUGAUAAACAGGGAAGAGACCCAGAAUACAACGAGGAUAGAGGCCCUUCUUUUGUUUCUUCUUUUGUUUCUUUAUUUUUUUAACAUCUUUCUAACAGAUUGGAGUGCUUUCAAAGAGUGUCAACAGCAACCGGUUUUUUCUUCCAGUCGCAGCACUUAAAUAUCUUUUCAGCUUUUGAGCUAUUUCUACCUCGUUCAUUCGCCUUGGACUGCUAAAAAUGAACAGUCUCAUGAAUAAAUUAUUGUGUUCUUUUGAAUCUUUUCCGCAAGUACUACAGUCAGUAUUCGAUAAAUUGGUCAUUGACCUUUAGGCCCCCCUAAAAUUGAGACGUUUAUUCAAAAUACGAGUAAAUCCACCUAAGUUAUCGAUUGAAACCUCUGUCAAAGUAACUUCAAGCAAUCGAAGAACGCGUGACCACCUGUUUCGGCCAUCAAAAACUUCGCGUGACCAAAUGAGCCCACAGUUGAGACACCAGAGAAUGACGUCAUGGGAACGUCCCUAUUACUUCUAAAUGUAAAGCCAACUACGCAUGUACCUUCUUUCUCAGAUUUGUCGCCGUGAAACGCUGACUUGUUUCUUCUUUUCGUGAUAAAGGCAAGCAGGUUUGUGUUUCUUUCCUUUUUUCAGGUUGUACUUUCUAACAAAGUGAAUUGAAAUACAGUUUAUUACUACGUACACAGGUACCGUUCUUUGAAAUUUCAACCAUUCUUUCGAGCGCGCGUU